AUGGAGGGACUUGGCAGUGCAAGUGGCACCCCCAUGGUCAAAAGAGAAAUGAUCACGAUGAUAGUAGACACACUGCCCGUGUUCUACUAUGAAAAGUUGGUGGGCUACAUGCCCUCUAGCUUCGUGGAUCUAGUGUUCACGGGCGAGAGGAUUGAAGUAUGCCUAAAAAGAGGGAAGUUCAACUAUGCCGCCCCUGCCAGUACAAGUAACAGAAGAUUCGAAGCAACUGGGUAUGCCCAGCAUCAUCCAAGCUUUUCGGCCUGCACUGAAAACCUCUCUAACUCGACGCCCAUCCAGCAAAGGACAUCCGCCCAACCACAAAGAGCCCCCACUCAAAACCCAGCUCCUACACAACCUCGCCCCGCCAACGGUUCCAAUCCUAGCACGAGUGCCAGUCCGGGGAGGAACCCUCCAGUAAAGAAGCUUCCAGAGUUCGCCCCAAUUAUGACGUCAUACGGGGACUUGUUGCCAUCUUUGAUCGCCAACCAAAUGGCAUUUGUGACCCCCAGAAGGAUUUACCAGUCUCCUUUCCCUCGAUGGUACAACACUUACACAACCUACGCGCAUCAUGGGGGCACCCCGGGGCAUUCUAUAGAACAAUGUGUGGCCCUCAAGCAUAAGGUUCAAAGUUUGAUCAACGCGGGAUGGCUAACAUUCCAAGAAGAUGACCCAAAUGUAAAGACAAAUCCGCUUGCCAAUCAUGGGGGAUCGACAGUAAAUGCAAUAGAGAAGUGCGAACUUCAAAGGAUGAAGCAAAUAAAGGACAUGGUAACCUCUAGGAGGUUUAUCUUUGAGGCGCUGCAAGAGGCGGGCAUGAUUUUCUUUGAUGUGCAUAAGGAGGAUUCUUUUUUGAUGCAUCUGAGUGCAUCGCAUGACAUGGAAACCUGCUCGACGGCAGAGGAGCUGCUACAGCGAAUGAUGGACCAAGGCCGAUUUGAGAUCGACGAUGCAAGCAAGGGGGAGCAACAUGUAAGCAACAGGGCUGUCCCAUGGAGGUACGCCUCUCAAAAGCCAAACAAAAAGAAGGACAAGGCCAUCGGGGGUGACCUACCCUCUGCCAAAGUUACCAACAUCACUGGCAUGAGCGGUAUGACCCACAGUGGACGUAUCUUUGCGGUACCUGACCCGUUGGUGCGAUCCAAGGAUGCCAAGGGAAAAGCGAAGCUCAACAAGACCACAGUUAGGGUCUCCCUGUUGGAACUACUCAUGAGUUUCAAGCCUCAUCGAGUGCUGUUGGUUAAGGUAUUGAAUGAAGCCCAUGUGGCCCAAGAUAUCUCUGUGGAGGACUUCGAGGGUAUCGUCAACGACAUUACUGCCAAUAAUUACCUCACCUUCACCGAUGAGGAGAUACCCUUUGAGGGGCGGGGACAUAAUAGGGCCUUGCAUAUGUCUUUCAAGUGUAUGGACCACAUCGUGGCUAAGGUACUGAUCGACAAUGGCUCAUCACUUAAUGUUAUGCCCAAUGUCAUACCCUAA
Molecule: messenger RNA, 1476 nt
Organism: Glycine soja
Lineage: Eukaryota; Viridiplantae; Streptophyta; Magnoliopsida; Fabales; Fabaceae
Exons: 4
Coding region: 1-1476 (491 amino acids)
Source: RefSeq, a predicted model, not a curated record